This is a messenger RNA of Daphnia carinata, 3432 nucleotides long. Its product is annotated as serine/threonine-protein phosphatase 4 regulatory subunit 4-like. Gene Ontology annotation, molecular function: protein phosphatase regulator activity. The record is from RefSeq and is a predicted model, not a curated record. NCBI's taxonomy places the organism in Eukaryota, Metazoa, Arthropoda, Branchiopoda, Diplostraca, Daphniidae. The transcript is spliced from 9 exons. The coding region runs from base 128 to 3193 and encodes 1021 amino acids. Gene Ontology annotation, cellular component: protein serine/threonine phosphatase complex; cytosol.
ACGGAUACAACAAUUGUCGCAACAUUAGAAAAAAAAAGAGUUGCUCGACUUGCGAAAGAAACACGUCAUGCAGAUUGUUUAUUACAGGAAUUUAGGAGUGUUCACGAAAAAGUAGAAUGUGUACAGAAUGACUCACUUUACUCCCUUUACUCAAAACUUCCUGGACUCUAUUCUUUUGUCCAUCGACAGUAAAGAUCCGGUGGUGGCGAAUGCAUGGCUGGACACGUUAUUAGACGUUAUUGACUUGCUACCCAUAGAGGUGCUGGGUAAAGAAGUGCUGGAAAUAGCAGUCAGUAAAGCUGGAGAUUCACAGCCUACGUUUUCCAGACUUGGUAGCUGCCAGCUGGUGGGAAAGCUGGGAAUGAAAUUGGAACAACAAGUGAUCCAAGAGGAGUUGAUCCCAGUAACUCAAAAUCUAAGUCAAGAUGCCGAGUGGACCAUUAGGGCUUCCAUGUGUGCACAACUGGUUUCAAUCAUCAAGGGUUUAACAAAAAAUGGAGAAAAUUCUGAAGCCAAAAUUCCAGUCAGGGUCGUUCUUUCUGUUUUGUUUGAGCUGGGGGAUGAUGAAGUUGAGGCAGUAAGACUUGUAGUGGUAGAGACUGCCUCAGCAAUCUUGCAAUACUUAGAUGAAGAAUCUGUUAGAACACUGGUGGUUCCUUGGCUUCAGAGACUAUGUGAGCAUGCAUCAAAAGUAGAAGACAAAACCUUACCCCUACUAGCACAGCAUUGGGCUAGAAUUUCGAGAACAAUUCUAAGCCAUUUAAGAGAAGACGAAAAGGGCUGGUUCGUCGAAUAUUUCUACAGUCUAGCAUCUCUUGGAUCAGCUCACCAAACAAUCAAAGACAAAACCAACAUGCCCGAUGUUGUUGCGCAGACGGACGCGGGCUCGAAGCUAGAGAUCUAUGCGGAAGUCAGACACGCUUGCGCUGUUAAUAGUGCAGCUAUGGUGCCUUUUAUCGGUGCGGAAGCAUUCUCUCAGCGGAUAUCCAGUAUACGUGCCUUAGCAGCCGAUCCUUAUUUUGUGGUCCGACGAGCCGUAGCUGCAAAUAUCCUGGAUUUAUGCCGUCAACUCCACCCUUAUAGUAGUGUCAUCCAUUCGCUUCUCAACCAGUUGUUAAUCGAUCCAUGCCCGGACGUCACGUUCGCCCUCGUUCCACAAAUUGGAGCCGUUAUUGAAAAUCUGGCUCGUCUACCUUUAACUCAUCAGAGCCCAUUUGUUAGCGAAGUUGUUGUUUUGGAAACGUUUGAAGCUGUGCUUCGCUGCGAAGAACAAGUGAUGAAUUCAUCCUCCUGGCGGAUGCAAGCCGAUAUCCUCUCGCAGCUAGCUGCCUUCCCGUUGUGCCUUCCGUGUCACGCUGUUCACGACUUACUCAUCCCACGUCUCUGGCAUAGAAUCGACACAGUGCGUCCAUUACCUUGUCGUGUAUCGGCUGCCCAAACGUUGAUGCUGUGUGUCCGGAGUGAACGUCGCCGUCAGGAGAGAUCCAAUUUAUGUAGCGACAUCCUCACACGAUUGGCAUCUGCUAAAUCGUGCCAUCACCGGAUGCUCUUUCUACGCGUCUGUCCCAUUCUCUUUGAUCUCCUCUCGAGAAAAUUCAUCCGCCAGCAUUUCUUCCUCCCGCUCAUCCGAUUAGCGGGUGAUAAAGUAGCAAAUGUCCGGCUACGAUUCGCUAUGUUGUUACCCAAAUUGCACAUUUCCCUGCGUGGGCUGGACGUUGAAUCGGAGAAGCGACUCAUUGUCGAGCUGGACUCGGCCGUCCGUUGGCUUGUCGAGUCGGAAAAAGACCGUGACGUCAAAAAUGAAUUGUCCAGUUUUUUCCGCUGGAUCGAGGAACAAGAAGCGCAAAAUCAGACGGCCGAAGUGGCCAAACGUUUGCAAGAGGAAGAGGAAGCGGAUAAACGUAAAGAAGCGGAAGAAGAGAGCGUGAAUUGUGAUCCAGUCGUGACGGACACAUCCAACACCUCCACCAAAUCAACAGUCAGUUCUGGCCGUCCCAAUUUCUUCUCUAAGGACGAACCGGAUUCUACUACACCCAUCCAAUCAACACCGCAAGCUACUCCACCUGACGAAAGGCCAGUCGCCCUGGACCCGAGCACGGACGAUUUUUACCGCGAUGCUGGAGUCCGGCUAACCGCACCUGGCACGAACAACAAUGUGGAAUCGAUAAAGAAUGCGACAAGCAAAAAUGCGACGACACACGACCCUUCCCGAAUUCCAUCGGUACAAUCGAGAUUGAGACCUCCGUUGAAGACGACGACCAUGUUGCCACAUUUCGGCAUUGCUCGCGGUGUCCAGCAAGUUCAACCUCAGCCGAGCAUCGCGUACGGUGUGACUGUAGCUCCGCCAAUGAGACGCGAUGUCCAUCGGCGUCCGUCCGCAUCGACCCAGUCGUUAAACGCGGUCAAAUCUCGUUCGCAAGAGAAUUUGAAUGUGCCCCCGAAGCCUCGAGCUGCCCGUCCAAUGUCCACUUGUUUGGGUUCCAAUGAUCUUCUAUCGACGAGCAAACAUCACAGUCCGUUUAUUCGCAAUCGCCACAGGGCCAGCAUAGGUGGAACAGCUUCGAUAGCGUCGCAUAAAAAUGUGGCCCUUCCAAUUGCCACGUUGCCGCCGAGCAGGAGCUCAGAAUCCGGCCCGUUCAAGUGGGGCGUUAGUCGCCCGUCUUCCUCCACAAAGACGACCACAUCCACCACUGGCUCUGUCAAACUAUCGGACAUGAAAAAUGCCCUGCCCGUCACGCCUGGCCCGUCUAGAAAACAGUCGAACGAAUUCCAAUUGAGCCGUUCCAAGAAGCCGAUCGAAACGGCCGGAUCGAAUAAACCGGCCGAACGAUUGGAAGACGCUGCCAUUGAGAUGAUGGAAUCCCUGGAAUUAUCUAGCACUCGACUGCGCAAGCCUCAAACGGCUAUUGGUCGGUUGAUAACGACGCAAUCAUCGGGCAGCAGCGGGACGACGACUCAUCCAGCGGAAGCGUCGCCAAUGCCACGCCGUCCUGCUUGGCGUCGUUCGUUGCAUUUCACGACGGCCACAUCAUCGCCGCCGCCUCCGCCGCCUCGUAAGAAUUUCGCUACGCUUCCAAAGUCGUCUGCCAAUAAUAACAAUAACAACAAUAACAAUAAUCUUCAUCACAAUCCUAGCAGCAAACUACCCGUACCUGCCUUCAAGCGCAACUCACAUUUAGGUUCGAAUUUUUGAAAUCCAAGUCGCCUUACACAAAUGAACAUCGGUUGUGGUUUAAUCAGUAUUGAUAAAAAAAAAAAAAGCCUUUUUUUUUUUUUAAGGGGGGUUUGUCUUCGGGAAGGCAGCCAAAAAAUUCGCUUGUUAUAUUUUUUAUCACGCAAUUAUUUUUAGUCCCCCCGUUCUUUGACACACGUAUUAUUUUGGCACGUUGAAAACAAAAACAAGUUACUACUACUACUACUCUUCCCUUCUCC